AUGCUUGGAAGCAUUGAUUGUAUGCAUUGGACAUGGAAGAAUUGUCCUACUGCUUGGCAUGGCAUGUUUACUGGCCACAUUCAUGAACCCACUAUUAUUUUAGAAGCUGUAGCUUCAUAUGAUUUAUGGAUAUGGCAUGCUUUUUUUGGAUUACCUGGGUCUCUUAAUGACAUCAAUGUGUUAGAGCGGUCUUAUGUAUUUAGUGGAUUGGAUGAAGGUAGUGCCCCUCAUAUUAGCUAUAAAGUCAAUGGGAGGCCAUAUGACAUGGGAUAUUAUCUUGCUGAUGGUAUAUAUCCAUCAUGGGCAACAUUAGUGAAGACUAUUCCAGCUCCACAAGGAAAUAAGCAUCGACAUUUUGCUAAAGAGCAAGAAGGGGCAAGGAAAGAUGUUGAGCGCGCAUUCGGAGUGCUUCAAUCACGUUUUGCGAUUGUCCGAAACCCGGCAAGACUUUGGGAUAAGGAUAACCUAAAACAUAUUAUGAUGGCAUGCAUAAUUAUGCAUAAUAUGAUUGUCGAAGACGAGCGUGAUGAACAUGAGCGUAUUAGUAGACUAAGGAAAAUACAUGGUAUCGAAAAAGAAUAUGAUCAUGUUGAUGAAAUUCCACGCAUAUCACUUUCGCUCGAGCGUACACCAACAAUAAUGGAGUUCAUCGCAAAUCGUCAUCGAGUUAGAGAUAAACAAAUGCAUACUCAACUCCAAGAAGAUCUUGUCGAGCACUUAUGGAAAAAACAUGGAGCCAAUUAG
Asparagus officinalis (garden asparagus) is the source of this 744-nucleotide messenger RNA. RefSeq lists its product as uncharacterized. Bases 1 to 744 code for a protein of 247 amino acids. The record is from RefSeq and is a predicted model, not a curated record. Lineage: Eukaryota; Viridiplantae; Streptophyta; Magnoliopsida; Asparagales; Asparagaceae. The transcript has a single exon.